Truncatella angustata is the source of this 1225-nucleotide messenger RNA. RefSeq lists its product as uncharacterized. Gene Ontology annotation, biological process: import into nucleus. The transcript is spliced from 2 exons. The record is from RefSeq and is a predicted model, not a curated record. Gene Ontology annotation, cellular component: cytoplasm. Bases 327 to 1019 code for a protein of 230 amino acids. Lineage: Eukaryota; Fungi; Ascomycota; Sordariomycetes; Amphisphaeriales; Sporocadaceae.
GUGCGACAUUCGGCUUAUUGUUAUUAUUCAGCGUCCACUGAAGGCCACUGAAGGGCUUCUGUAAGCUUCUUCCUCAAACAAGUUAGGUUAGCAGCUUCGGAGGGAAUGAGCUCGCAUUGCGCAUUGUAUCGAGAGCCCGCUGGUGCAAGGACAUAAGGGAAGCAUUUGCCGAUGCUCCGUAAAAGUGUCCUACUUAUCCAACAGCUCAUAUCUCACUCCCGCCUCGUCCUCGUCCAAGUCCCCGUCCUCAUCCUCAUUCCAGUACUGCCUUCCGAACCUGCAUCUACGGGAAAGACCUACACAAAAACUCCCCUAAUCAGCUCAAAAUGACCACCACGGCUGUCUUCGGCUCCACCGGCUUUGUCGGCUCCAGCAUCCUGUCGACGUUGUUGGGUCUCGACGCCAUUAAAGCUGUGCACGUCAUCGCUCGUAGAGCACCAAAGUCAGAGGGGGCCAAGCUGAACACGCAUAUCGAAGAGGACAACGCAAAAUGGACUUCAACACUCGGCUCGAUUCAGCCUCCGCCAGAUGUCGUCUACUCCGCUGUAGGCACUACCAAAGCGAGCGCUGGUAGCAUUGCGAAUCAGUGGAAGAUUGACCACGAUUUAAACGUCGAUAUCGCAAAGGCCGCCAAGGAACAGGGCGUCAAGACCUUCGUGUUCAUAUCUUCCGCCGGUACCUCGGGCCUCCUCGCGAACCGCGUCCCAUAUUCGCAGAUGAAGCAGGGCGUCGAGAACACGAUCAAGUCUCUGGACUUCGAGCAGGCCAUCAUUGUGAGACCUGGAGCCAUCUUGGGCCAGCGCGAGGGCGAGAACAAGAAUCGCACCACCCUGGUGCAUACCAUCAUCAACUCGUUGCCUGGCGUGGCCAAGGACAGACUUGGUCAGGAUGCGAACAUCAUUGCGCGCGCUGCCGUGAACGCUGCAAUCCUGGCUAAAGACGGCAAGGCGCCUAGCAAGUAUUGGGUGCUCGAGCAGGCUGACGUCGUCAGGCUCGGUCGUGACGAGUACAAGCUGUGAGUAAAGUCUGUUUGCCGCAGCGCCUGGAAACGAUCCGCAGGAACCCCCGUUUGGACAGUACAGCAGCCCGCCAUAUGUGAUUAGUGACUUUAGAUACCCUCCGCGUAAUGGAAUUUGUUUUAUUUCUGCUUGCAGCUACAUACCCCCUGGGCCCUCGCAUAUCUUGGGCAAAUUAGAGAUAAGCACGAGUCCAGCUCGGUAAGCCC